GCAGUGAUGAAAGGAAAAUUCACUUCUAUAGACUGAAACUUGUAAUGAAUUAGUGAAUAUUAUCAAACGAAAACUAAAUACAUUUUCUCAAGUCAAAAAUCAUCAAAAUGUCAUCACCACCACCUACUAAGCCACCUCGAGGAGUGAAACAGGGGAAGGAAACGAGUGGGUUGCUCAUGUCGGUGAUUCGUACUUUAUCAGCGAGUGAGACAAAUGAACAAAGAGAAAAAGAGAGAGCAAAAUUAGAAAAAGAAUAUAAGAAGAGUGAUGCUAGGCUUGAUGAGUUAGUUGCAGCUCAUGCUCAAGAAAUUACUGAUGUUAUGCAAAAAUUUAGUGCAGUAUGUUCCGCUCUUGGUGCUUGGGGUCAGCACUGUUCUGCAGCUGAAGCUAGAUUGGGUGCAUGUAGAGCAUUGCUGCGUGUCAGAAGGGAUGAUUUGCGACGUCUCUGGGCUGAUGCUAGAACACACCAUCAUGCCUUAAGAAUGCUUACAGAUAUAGAGCGUGUGGUGGUUUCGGAGCGGAGUGCGCGCGAGCUGGCGAGUGCGGGGCGCGUGCUGGGGGCGGCGCAGGCUCUGCGCGGGGCGCUGCUCACCGCCAGUACGGAGCUGCCUCGCGUACACGCGCUCAGCGCUACCACCGCGCAGCUGCAGGCUAAGAAGAAAGAGUUGGUUGACAUAAUAGUGCGUCGGAUUAGCGCGGCCGUGUACCGCGGGGAGCGCGCCCCGCUGGGGCGGGCGCUGUCGGCGCGGCGGCGGACGGCCUUGCUGCUUGCUGAAUUAACAAAGAGCGAAGAGGUGACAGAUGCGUAUCUGCAAGACAUAACACCGGAGUACGAAGCGUCUCUCACAGAAGAGGAUAAAACGUUUGAAACUACUGUCAUGAUAUCACUCGAAGCUCUGGGUGUGUUGGAGCAGUUGAAAGAAGCAACCGAGAAAUUCAAAGUGCAAAUUCAGAACGAAUUACUGGAAGUUAUCGACUCAGUGUCGCGACGUAUCAUUGAUGAAGUCGAGAUUGAAGCCGAUGCAGAUGGAGAAGAAGAUCUAGAGAUAACAGAAGUGGAAGGUGUGACGGAGACGGGUAGACCGUUGGCGAGACUGGUCACCUGUUUAGCAGAAGAAUUUAAAGCUUGUGGAACUAGAAAUAAACGCUUAUUACAGCUUUGGCGAGCAGCACUGCAGCGACAUUCGCUGAGUGAGCGCGGGCUGCACUCCGAGCACCACUACUGGAGUGCGGUGCAACAAGUCAUGCAACUUCUUCUCACGGAAUACUUAGAAAUAGAGAGUGUUAACUUAGCGGCGCAGCGGUCAAGCGCGAAUACAGCCGACAGCAGCGCGCCCGAAUUACGUCUCUCCGAUUACUUUUCCAAGAAACGACCGCAGCGUCGACGCGAUAAAUUGUUUAAACUUACAGUGGCUAUACCCCCGGCCGCGGGAGUGGUGUCGCGUCGGCAGCGCUACCCGCUGGUGUGUCGGCCGGACCCCGCGCUCCUGCACGCCGCGCUGCCAGCGCUGCAUGCGCUCUGCGCUCAUCUUGAGCGGCCUGGAGGCGGCGAGUGCUCUCUUCGCGCAUUCAUCUCGGACUACGUGCGCUGGGGCGAGAGCGAGCGGCUCGCACGCAGCGCGCGCGCGCAGAUCGACGCGGCCAUGCGCGCGCCCGCCGCCUGGCGCGAGCGAGCGCUGCCGCCCGACCACACCGUCGGUCAGCGGCCGGUGUUCGCGUGCUGUAUCGAGGCGUGGAGCGCGGUGCGGGAGAGCGCGCUGGCGGCGCGGCGCUGCGGCUCGUGCGGCGGGGCGGCGGCCCUGCGCGCGUGCGAGGUGGCGCUGUCGGCGCUGGCGGUGCUCGCGCGCGCCGCGCACGCCCGGCUGGCGCCCGCGCCGCCCGCCCGCGCCGCGCGCUGGUUGGCCGACGACGACAUCGUGCGCUUCCUGCAAGCCUUGCCCAACUACCGCGCCGCAGUCGAGCACGGCGACUACACCGCGCAGGAACUAAAGCAAGCGUACGAAAGAGAAGCGGAGAUCCUAGGAACGAGCUUAGGAGACGGCGAGGUCUCCAACCGCGAGAUAGUCGCAGACAUCAACACACUCGUUGAUCUAGCUCUACUUUGCGAAAGUAUGGAGUGGCUGAGCACUAACAUCAAGACCAUCCCGAGCUUAGUGAGCGCGUCGAACGCGGCGGGCCCGGGGCUCAAGUUGUCGGAGAAGUUCCAGAGCGACAUGGCCGCCACGGCCGCCGUGUUCGACGAGAUCGCACACAAGUGCUUAGUGUUCCUGCACUUGGAGAUGCGCAUCGAGUGCUUCCACUACCUGGGGCAAGAAGAGAAAGCCGAAGGGCCGGAAGGCGAGGAGCAGGCGGGCGGCGCCACGAGACUCGCGCAUCGCUUGCUCGCCUUCCACGAACACGCAGUCGCUCUCCUCGCACCCUCCGCACUCGCGUACAUAAUGAGCGGCGUGGGCGAGAUGAUGUCGGCGGCGGUGGUGUGGCGCUGGCAGAGCGAGCGCGGCGCGGGCGCGGGCGCGGCGGGCGCGCGGCUGGCGACGCUGCGCCACUGCCUCGCCGCGCUGGCGCUGCCGCACGACGGGCUGCACGCCGCGCACGCCUACCUGCACCUGCUGGCCUGCACGCCGGAGGAAAUCAUAACAUCGGUCCGCGAGAAAGGUCCGCAGUUCUCCGAGCUGGAAUACCUGAACGCGUUCAAGGUGAUCGGGGCGCGUCGCGGGCUGUCGGACGCCGAGAUGCGCGCGCAGCUGCGCCAGCUGUCGGCCGCGCUCGGGCACGUCGGCGUCACCGUGUGACCGACGGCCUACGGACCUAUACGAUUUAUUUUAAAUAAACUCGAUGCUCUCAGAUUUAGCGACAUCACUACACCAUGUCAAUGUAGACUAUACAACUGGGUAUUUUUCUGAACACGAUGAUCCUUAUAUGUAUGUACGCGGAGCGACAUGAUUGUUUUAUUUAUAAGAAUAGUAAUUAUUAAUUUUGUAUUGGCACAUUCAGUAGGAAUAUUUGUUAUAGCAAUGAUGUAUUUUUUUUUUUUAAGUUCAAUAAACAUUAUUAUAUUUAUAAUAUAAUU
Vanessa tameamea is the source of this 3070-nucleotide messenger RNA. It is a transcript of the gene Sec8, whose product is annotated as Secretory 8. The transcript has 17 exons. The record is from RefSeq and is a predicted model, not a curated record. Gene Ontology annotation, cellular component: growth cone membrane; synapse; exocyst. Lineage: Eukaryota; Metazoa; Arthropoda; Insecta; Lepidoptera; Nymphalidae. The coding region runs from base 108 to 2792 and encodes 894 amino acids. Gene Ontology annotation, biological process: exocytosis; chemical synaptic transmission; Golgi to plasma membrane transport.